AUGAAUGUCGCAAUUUUGGUAUUGUCCUGCCUGAUGGCCGCCUUGGCCGCCGCCCCUCAGUUCACUCGACCCAACUUUCCGGAUCGACCUUUCGUCGCCAUCCUGAGGGACGAGCGACAGAAUCUGGGUGACGGAACCUUCAGCUACGUCUUCGUCUUCGGAAUCCGCGAGUCCCGCGUGGGCUACCCCGGAUCUAAGGGCCAGACCAACAUGCAGGGAUCCUACAGAUUUCCCGUCGAGUCGGGAUUCCGCGCCGAUUCCCUCCUUUCUUUCUACCUCCCACCCCCUCCCGCCCAAGCCGUCGAGCAGAUUCGCGUCGCCGAGGAGUUCUAG
Messenger RNA from Penaeus monodon (black tiger shrimp), 333 nucleotides. RefSeq names its product cuticle protein AM1199-like. The coding region runs from base 1 to 333 and encodes 110 amino acids. The transcript is spliced from 3 exons. Lineage: Eukaryota; Metazoa; Arthropoda; Malacostraca; Decapoda; Penaeidae. The record is from RefSeq and is a predicted model, not a curated record.